ACAAUUGGUGAUAUGACUCAAAAUCGUUCUCAAUGGUUGGCACCGAUGCAUCCACACCUUGUGACUUAUGAUUUCCAAUGAAACUAUAUCGUUCUUCGUUAUUACUACUCUUUUGUCUCACACCUCUGUUUACUGUCUCUGUUAUUCAUUUCCUCUUUUUUCCUGGUUUGCCUUGUGUGCUACAAGGAGGGAGUGUGGGGACUUGAAGUGCUGCACAUCGGUGGAAAGUUCUAUUUCGAAAACAGAGAGGCUGGUUGUUGUUGUUGCUGUCGGUAAUGGUAGUUGGUUGCCUUCAUCACCUCCGUCUUCUCUAUGUUCACUUGGAGUCGUUUCUUCGCUUCCUGCCUGCUUCUUCAGCCAGUUGGUUGCCAGUUUCCGCCAGCCUGCAAACCUUCGACUUUGUUUCACAUUAGAUACAUAUCAUCCACACGCAAAAUUCACAUCUUCUGGAGUCUCCUUAUCAGUAGUCCAGCGAAUUCCUGUCUCCUCGCUGCCAACUCGCAGUCUAGUGCAUAAUCCAGUCCAUUGCAAUUAGAAAUAUCAUCGUGGGGGAUAAUAGGCAGUCAGGUAGACAGGCAGGCUGGUUGGCUGGUUAGUUUGUCUUACUCCCGUAUUCUCUUCGAACGCCUCUCUGAGUUUCCCGUUGGUGAUCAUCUGACUACCACGCGGCAGGCAUUGUCAUAUAGUCAACUGCUGAAUGAGGUUGACAAAGACUUGAGAACUGCACACCACCGUAGUAUUGAUGUAGUUUGCAAAUUACUCCUCUGUCAACACUGACUGUCGAAGGCCUUUUCUUAGUCGAUGAAGGAAGUUGAGUUAGAGAGAGGUUUGACUGUCAUUCUAUGCUUUGUUCUGUGAUGGCGAUGCGUAGAGUUGGAAUUUGAUCAGCAGAUGAUUUGCCUUUCGUGAAUUCGGUCAUCUCGCUGUGGUCGGUGGGUGGUGGGGUUCUGGAUCCAGUGCAUCUUUCAGUCACUCCAGGAUGACGCGACAUAGUAUUUUGCUUGGCGUGGACAAGAACAUUAUUCCACGCCA
Trichobilharzia regenti is the source of this 1032-nucleotide messenger RNA. The record is from the annotation of a GenBank genome assembly. NCBI's taxonomy places the organism in Eukaryota, Metazoa, Platyhelminthes, Trematoda, Strigeidida, Schistosomatidae.